AUGUACCUCACGCUUGGACAGACCACAUCGCGUGAGGUGUGGCUUGCGGCGAAAACAGCCCUGGGGUCAUCAUCGCAGGUGAGAUGUCUCAAUCUCAUGGGGCAGUUCCAGUCCUUGCGGCAAGGUGACGCCUCCACGCAAGAGUACCUUGGCCGGGCACAACAUUUGGUAGAAGAUCUUGCGCUGGCUGGACGGACAAUGACAUUAUCGGAGCAGAAUUUAUAUGUUUUCCGGGGGUUGCGAACGGAAUUCCGGUCCAUGGCAGCCUCCCUGGCGGUCUCCGGUACACCGGUGACGAUCCCGCAGUUAGCCGACUAUUUACAGGCGCAACAGUUCAUCCAUGAGGAUGACUUUCCAGUUCAACAAUUGGGAAUGGCGAGUGGACAGCAGUCGGCUCUGUAUGCUGGCCGCGGCAGGUGGCAGAACGGCGACGGUUCUCAGCGCGGUGGCCAGUCGCGUGGAGGAGAUGGCCAAUCCCGUGGCGGCGGGAACCGGCGCGACGGUCGUGGCCGUGGAAAUCAGCGAGGUGGUGGAGUCCGCUGUCAGAUCUGCCGAUCUCAGGGACACUCUGCGGCUUUCUGUUAUAAGCGUUAUUCCGAGCCACCACCCUCCCAGGCUCACGUAGCAGUCGCCGGUGAUGGAAGCGUCCCGGCGGUGACAUCCUGGCUGCCGGACACGGGAGCGUCUGCCCACGCCACUCCUGAUUUCGGCGCUCUCGGGCAGUCCACAGAGUAUCACGGAGACGAGGUUCUAAGAGUGGGAAAUGACUCAGGUUUGGUGAUCUCGCGUGUUGGUCAUGCAGCUAUUCCUUCCGUUUCCAAAUCCUUAAAACUGUGUAAUAUUUUACAUGUCCCUGAACUCUCUGUUUCAUUAUUAUCGGCAAAUGGCGUUCCAUCCGAGCCCAAUGCACCAUGGGCCUCCAGUCCCGUUGCUCAUUACGGUGGCGAGACUGCCCCGGCUCUUCCACCGCCUAACCCUAUAGGUGAAUCUCAGCCUGAGCCCCAAGCUCGUGCUCGGACCCGGCAUCGAGCUAAAGAUAGGCCACAAGAGCGGGCUCAUGUAAUGCGUCUACGCCACCAGACUCGGGGAGCCGCAGAGGAGUUUCAUGCUCUCACUGCGUCAAUUCCUGAUCCUACUUACUACUCGCAGGCAGUUGGGCAUUCCCAUUGGUGA
Molecule: messenger RNA, 1173 nt
Organism: Ipomoea nil (Japanese morning glory)
Lineage: Eukaryota; Viridiplantae; Streptophyta; Magnoliopsida; Solanales; Convolvulaceae
Exons: 2
Coding region: 1-1173 (390 amino acids)
Source: RefSeq, a predicted model, not a curated record